AUGGAGCGCAGUUCACUUUUGCUCACGUCUCACUUAGCAGCAGAAAUUUUGGGCUUCGUCAAGGGCUUCCAGGCUUCUGUUCAUUCCCAAAGACACGGGGAAAAUCUAUGUAUGUAUGAUUACAGCCAAUGGGAAAGGGAAGAAGUGCCCAAAAGGCCCAAAAUCAGAUUGCUCCUGCCACUCCCCGUAUCUUCAGGGAUGAAGAAGGAGGAAAAGAAAUCUCCGCAGAAGACCCAAUCCAAGAUUCAAGAACUGAACCAGGAGCUGACACGGGUGGACACCCGGGUACAUACCAUGCAGGAAGAGGUCAACGUCCUUCGAUCCUACAUGGACAAGGAGUAUCCCCUGAAGGCCGUCCAGAUCGCCUCCCUUCUGCGCACCAUCCGGAACCUGAACGAGGAGCAGCAGGAUGAAUUGGAAGACACCGAAGAUCUGGCCAGGCGCUUCCUGGAUACCUUAACCAAAAAAGCCAGAGACGAGCAGGAGCGCAUUCUGCAUUCUGUGGCCGAUAAAAAGCUCUUGCAGUACCAGGACGGACUGGAGCAGAUGCACCGGAACAACACGGAGCUGAGAAGACAGAUCGACGUGCAAAAGGAGGUGAUCGACGACCUGGUGGAAGAAGUGACGGAGCUGCAGAAGAGCAUCAUCACCCUGCAUCACUCCCUGGAGGAUCCCUACAACAUCAUCUUCCCGGACGUCCUCCUGCGCCGGCCCAAAUGCACCCCAGACAUGGAAGUCGUUCUGGACAUCCCGACCGAUGAUUUCCCCUUGUAGUCACCCGAAAGGAAGCGGGGAGCACACACCUUGACUGCCAAAACCUCCUUGGCCUCCAUUGUCGGUUGAGUUCGGCUGUGUUUGACCCGGAUUGGG
This is a messenger RNA of Thamnophis elegans (Western terrestrial garter snake), 870 nucleotides long. It is a transcript of the gene C5H20orf96, whose product is annotated as chromosome 5 C20orf96 homolog. Lineage: Eukaryota; Metazoa; Chordata; Lepidosauria; Squamata; Natricidae. The transcript has 7 exons. The record is from RefSeq and is a predicted model, not a curated record. Bases 1 to 774 code for a protein of 257 amino acids.